This is a messenger RNA of Periophthalmus magnuspinnatus, 6076 nucleotides long. RefSeq names its product kringle containing transmembrane protein 1 (gene kremen1). Gene Ontology annotation, biological process: multicellular organism development. NCBI's taxonomy places the organism in Eukaryota, Metazoa, Chordata, Actinopteri, Gobiiformes, Gobiidae. The record is from RefSeq and is a predicted model, not a curated record. The transcript has 9 exons. Gene Ontology annotation, cellular component: plasma membrane. The coding region runs from base 284 to 1696 and encodes 470 amino acids.
UUCCUCGCUGCUGCAGGUUGAAUCAGUUGCCCUUGUUUCCUGUCACAUGGCUUGGAAAUCGGAUCCCUGCUUUCUACUAUCUGCUGUAGUCUCAGUCGAGUUGUUGUAGUAGUAGUAGUAGUAGUAACUUGGAGACGUAUCAACUUUUACUUGGACUUGUAACGAGGAGCGAAGAGAGCGACACGAGCAGUCCCCGUAGUCCCCGGUGUGCAGGCAUCGCUUCCCCGAGCCGUAGUCCACCUGAGGACCCUGAACCUUGCGCCGUAUCACCUCACCAGUCACCAUGGAUGCCUGGACGGUCACCUCCGCGCUGUUCCUGGCUGGGUUCAUCUCUUCUGCGGCUUUCAAUCAUUUUGACACGGAGUGCUACACGGCGAACGGAGAGGACUACAGAGGGUUUCAGAACGUGACCAGCCUGCAUGGGGGUAAACCGUGUCUGUUUUGGAAUGAGACGUUUCAGCACCCGUACAACACACUCAAAUACCCCAACGGAGAGGGCGGACUGGGCAGCCAUAACUACUGCAGGAAUCCAGAUGGAGACGUUCAGCCUUGGUGCUACAUCGCAGACCAUGAAGACGGCAUCUACUGGCGCUACUGUGACAUCCCCACCUGUCAGAUGCCUGGAAACUUAGGCUGUUACAAAGACAGUGGGGACCCUCCAACUCUGUCCGGCACCAGCGAGACUUCCAACAAACUCACCAUCCAAAACUGCAUCAGCUUCUGUCGCAAACAGAGAUACAGGUUGGCCGGGAUGGAGUCGGGAUAUGCCUGUUUCUGUGGCAAUGAGGUGGACCUGCAGGAGAACGGGGAGUCGCCUGGGAUGGAGUGUAAUCACGUCUGCUUCGGGAACCACAACCAGCCGUGUGGAGGUGAUGGAUGGGUCAUCAUAUUCGACACUCGAGUGGGGGCCUGUGGUGGUAACUACACCUCCCCCUCCGGAGUCAUCUACUCACCAGAUUUUCCUGACAAAUACAACCCAGGCCGCGUGUGCUACUGGACCAUUCAAGUACCAGGGGCCUCCGCCAUUCUUUUCAACUUCACCUUCUUUGACAUUUCGGACCAGACGGACAUGGUGGAGAUGCUGGACGGGUACACGAACCAGGUGGUGGCGCGUUUCGACUGGCGUAGCCCACCCCGAGAGCUGGUCAAUAUCACCGGGGACUUUGUCAUCUUGUACUUCUUCUCGGAUCGCACCAACCAGGCCCAAGGAUUCGCCCUGCUCUACCAAGCGCUGCGAGGGCCGGACAGACCCGACUCAGAGGAUGAUGGGGAGGACAUUUCCAGUACUACGGGCCCACAGCUGGCAGGAGGAGUCACCGAGCGUUCCAACGGCACCACCGGGGGGCGCACCUCACAGAUCCUCUACGUCAUCACGUCCAGCCCUGGGAAACCGGAGCACAGCAUGCCAGGUCAGUGGGCUGGACGCUCCCAGACCACCGGCCACAGCGCUAUGUGGACCAUCUACGCUCUGGCCGCUCUGCUCGUCCUCACCGUUAUUGCCAUGGUGGCCAAGCUGCUGCUGCACAUUACAGUCAAGGCUCCGAACAUCCCAACAGUAAGCGGUUCAGACAGCUGCAGUCAGAGCACCACAUCUUCAGAGCCUUGGAUCAUCCUUUACCGACCUUCUACCAUCUCCCUGUUCAAGAAGAAACUAAAGAACCACCACGGAGACCUCAGCCCCCUGGUGGGCAACUAGUGCCACUGCCGCCAUCGCUGCUGCUGCUGCUGAUAAUAAUGAUGAUGCGCUUCACUGAGAACUAAUCACUUCCCUCAAUUCUUUUGUGUACGCCGAACGCCAGGGCUACACCUAAUAGGACUCGGAUGAGCAAGCUAAAGCUAACAAGCUAAACAAGUGCGUGGCUAAUGGCUAACAAAUGGGGAACUGCUACCAAAAUGGCAUUUAGGCCAGAGCGGUUGGGCCAAAGAUGAGAGGACGCGAGGGGAAUUUCGUGAACGCAAUGGAUUAUCAAGUAAAACAUAUUCUUCGUAAAGGGUUUGUGGUUUUGGUUACUACAAAAUGGAGCCCUUCAAGAUUUUGGACGCUUUGUUGAGGGACAAAAUAAGACUUUACUGUACGUACUGCUAGCGCUACUUGCAGUUCACCAGUGUCAAAACGAGUUCGACACACACAUAACUGCCUCAUAUGGACCAAAAACUAUCCUUCCAUCCAAAGAAACACGUGUUUGUUUAUUUGUUUUCUUCUGCAAACGUUUCUGUUAAGUUUUGCAGGAUGCGAGCUCACCGCGGAUGACGAAACAGAAUAAAAAAGACUCGGAAAGGUAGAUGCCACAGCACUUUGGGGUAUAAAUCAGGCUUUAUAAAAGAUCUAAGGCUAGAGCUCGCCCACUCCUAAAUCGGCGUGGAUCCCUUUGGGGAGAAGAAACCGCAACAUUCACCCGAGGGGGGUAGUUUUGUUGGAAAGACGGGUGGUGCCGAUUGCAGACAAGCUAACUGCCAUUUAGGGAUUGGCUGGGGUAGAUGUGAGAGCGGUGUAUGCUAGCUCGUGAGUGAGUGGGUGGUUUUCUGGUUUGAUCGUGUUCAAGUAAAGUGCCUUAAGGAUCUGUUUUGGAAGGCUCACAUCUGUGUGUGUGAACAGGGUUCCUCUGUGGAGUGAGCGCUCCACUCUGUAAAAUCACUGUGAGAUCUUUGAUUAAAUGGCAGAAAUGAAUGGAAAAUAUUGAUGACAUAUAAGCAGAGGUGGGUAGCAGCUGGAUAUCAGUUGUAUUUACUUGAGUAAUCUUUUCAAAAAAAUUAUAUUCGCAAAGAAGCAAAACAAAAACAUGAAAUCUGUCAACUGGACAAAUCGUUGUAGGAGUGAAGAAGUUUCGCUGCUCGUCCAAGCAGCUUCUUCAUUUCUGGUCAGAUCACUGCUGGACACUGCCUUAUAUCCAUCUGAAGGGAGGAGCUAACUACACUGAAACUAAAAACACCUAUUGUUCAUAGUUUCUGUUUACAGGCUAGAAGAAGCAGCUUGGAUGAGCAGCAAAACGUCUUCACUCCUACAACGUUGGACAGAUUUUAUAUUUUUCUUUUUCAAUGGAUCAGACCUGGACGACUGAGGGAUUACACAGAUAUAACCUCAAAGUAGUUUUCUCAACACCUUACAUUUACUUCUACUUUAGUAAGCCUUACUUGGGUAAAAGUAGUGGUUCCUCCCCCCAAUAUGAGUAAUAAUGUUUGAAUAUUUGAGUUUUCUGAACCUUUAAAUGUUGAAAAUACCAGAUUCUACAGGGUUUAGAUUUGUCCGUCCCAUUACACACUCAAAUCCGAAGUCCAAACAGUUACGCAGUGAGGUGUAAUAGUCACCAAAUACUUUUUUAUUUGGGUCACGACUAUUGGCUUCUACUAAUACUAAUGUAAAGUAACUGUACUCUUAUAGCUAUUCUACCCACCUCUGAUUAUAUAAAGAGUACACCUUGUAGAUUGGAUAGUGGACAUUGUGAGCACAUUGACUUAAGGGGCCCAUAUUACUCUAGUUACUGAUCUAUGUUUUAAUGUUGUUUCCUCAUCACAAACAGACUAAGACUAAGACUAGUAAUAAAGGAUUACUCAAACAUGUGUGAAUGAACCAAAACACAGCUCUAGGUAUGUUUUUGAGGAAGUAACAACAUUAUAACACGACUUAACGCUCACAAGAGUCAGUUUUGCGUAAUAUAGGACCUUUUACAACACCCACCUCUUUCUGUUGUACAAGAUAGCUGUUAUUUCUUCCGUCUGUCUGUGUGCUCUGUCUGGAUAGUCUGGGACAUUUACUGAGCAUAUUGUUCACAUUUAGUUGUCCUCUGAUUACAAGGGGGCACAUGUUGUUGUUGUACAUUAUGUAAUUCAGCCUGGGAAUGACGAUAUUUAUGUCAGCUCUUUUUUUUUGGUGUUUGGACAAAAGGAAAAAACACAGCAAACGCCUAUGGAUUCACACACAAGCGGUUCAUGUGGGAUUCAGUUUAAUGCGGUAAAAUAUUUGCAACUUGCUACAGAACUUGUGGUAUGUGAUCGAGUUUAAAUACAGGGAGAUAGAGGCAUGUCGUUACACUUAAUGAAAAUAUUGUGUAAAAUAUGAUAGAGUCACUGAACUAAAAUUGAUAAAAGGAAAAACAUAAGCGAGAUCAUUUUAUAUAUUGUUAAGGUUGCAUUACGUUACAAUACAGUAAUGCCAUGACUACAGGACAGUCAUGGUCAGGAGAGUCGACAGAGGGGGACAAAGGGGUCUGUUGUCCCGGGCCCCAGGGUCUUAAGGGCCCACAAUUGCAUCCUCUUCCUAUUAAUUUAUAUUACAGGGGGAACGCCCAUGUGAGGCUUCUUGUCUCGGACUUGGACAUGGUAAUAAGAUAAUUACAACUACACAUAUCCAAGCAGCGAAACAUGAAAAAAAAAAAGAAUAUUCAUGUUCUACGGUCGUGAAAUCUUAACUGUUUUAAAAAUACUUCCAUGACCUACAGGCCUUGUUACCACGAAAAUACCAAAAUGACCAAAAUUGUUGUUAGGUAGGUUUCUGUCCUAUUACCAUGUUGUUAUUACAUUGAAAUGUCCAGUAGAGGAUGAUUUUUUUUUUUUUUUCAGUCGAUCUGCUGCCUAAAAAAUACACACAAAGCUUUAUAUUAACACUUUAGUUUUACUCAUUGACCCCAAAAUAUCGCAAUAUCUUAUCAGCCAUUGUUUCCUCUGUAUUUUAAUCAAUCCGUAUCGGCGUUGGCCAUGAAAAAACACCACAGCGGUCGAUCUCUACUGUACAUUGGUGCUAUCUGAAACAAAUAGUAACUACGUGUUUGCACAGAGAACAACUAUUUCUCACUUUUUUCCUUUUUGCAAAUAUCAGCGUUGUCGUGACAAACCUACCCAGUGUAACGGCGUGUCUCUGUCCUCUGGAGCCGGCGCUUACAGCAGUGACUUUAAACUACUCCUGAAAGGUCAAAAUACAGCCACUGCUCCAUCUGCAUAGUAAUCGUCCUUCACUGUUAAACUAAAGGGAGCUCCUCUCAGUACAGGGUCAACACAUUAAAUCUAUUGACGUGGAGUAAACAAGGAUUUGCAUAUUGAUGGGAUAUUAAUGUACGAUUUAUGUCAGAUGCCAUUUUGAUUGUUUUAUCCAGGCUUUGGACUAUCGCAAAUAAUAAUAACAUUGGCUUUUAAAAUGUUGUUUCCUUAUCACAAACAGACCUGGAGUUGUGUUAUGUUUCAUUUACACAUGUUUUAACUCACAUAUCCUGCAUAUUUAGGCUGAUUUCUUCCCUGAAACAGGAAACUCUCUGCGCCACCUUGUGAUGUCAUGUGGUAAUACAGGAAGUGCUCCACUGUGUUUUUAAACUGCUGACUGUAUAAAGAAGUGGACAAAGGGAAAGUGACAUCACCCGUAGCGUUCAGCUCCAGCCAAAUGAAGCUCGUUGAGGCUAGUGGUGACAGUGAAUGAAACAAAACACAACUCCAGGUUUGUUUGUGAUGAGGUAAUGACAUUAUAACAUGGCUAAAAUCUCACAAGUGUCCAUUUUGUGUAAUAUUGGACUUUUAACCAACUUUCGGCUCAUUGUGCACUUACCCUACGAAAUUAAUUUGUACUUUUCAGUUACAGCAAUUAAAAGCCAUGUACUUAUCAUACAUAAGCACUUGAUAUGAUCUAAAACUUAAACAAAAGUACAACCGGAACUAUUUUUGCUUGCAAGAAAAAAAUUUAAACUACCGGUAUAUUAAUUAUCUCAAGUAAAAAUAGCAGACAAGGCACACAAAAGUGAAAGUAAAAUUCAAAUUCAACCAGACAGCACCAUUUUGGAAAACCCAGUGUUUUUAUUAUGCAAACUGGAAUAUUUAGUCCUGCCGUCCAUCUGAGAUUUGAGAUUUAAGAUUUAAAAAUGGCGGUCCAUUAGCUGACAUAAGCAUCACGCUAACAUCACAAGUUCUGCUUUGACCAAAUCAUUGUUUUCAUGCAAUUGUAUAUAGUUUAGUGAAAAGUUUAAUUUAUACAGUAAAUUAUUGAUGUUUUUUUGUAUGUGAAUGGGAUAUAAUCUAUCUUUUGUAUAAGUGAAGUACUUUGUAGUUUUAUUUAAAGUGUCCUGGUCGCAAUAAACACUGUAUGCAUGUUUCGUAA